Molecule: messenger RNA, 1125 nt
Organism: Solanum lycopersicum (tomato)
Lineage: Eukaryota; Viridiplantae; Streptophyta; Magnoliopsida; Solanales; Solanaceae
Source: RefSeq, a predicted model, not a curated record
AUGGCUGGAGAUGAUGAACCAGUUAUUGUUCAAGAGAAUACCAAUCGAGCUGCCAACAUUGGUCAAGAAAUUGACUACAAUCAUCCAUUGUUCUUAUCUCCAUCAGAUGUUAGUGGAAAUCAAAUCAUUUCAUUCCAGCUAACAGGAAGAAAUAAACUUGGAAUGGUAGAUGGAUCUUGUGAUAAAGAAAAAUAUAGUGAAAAUAUGUGGAAUCACUGGGAUCGAGUUGAUGCUAUUGUUCAAUCUUGGUUGAUGAACUCUGUUUCUAAGAGUUUACUAGGGGGCAUUAUGUAUGCAGCCACAACUAAAGCAGUUUGGGAAGAUCUACAAGAAAGGUUCACCAAGGUAGAUGGUUCAAGAACCUUCAAUCUGCAUAAGGAAAUAGCCACUCUAACUCAAGGAGUGAACUCUGUAACAGUCUAUUUCUCCAAACUCAAGACCCUUUGGGAGGAACUUGAGGCUUUGGUACCACCACCUGGUUGUAACUGUGAAAGAUCUAAAGAGUUCAUAGUGCAUUUGCAAAAACUGAAACUAUUUCAGUUUCUAAUGGGGCUGAAUGACACUUAUAAUCAAGCAAGAAGUCAGAUACUACUCAUGAGUCCAUUACCUUCAAUAAAUCAAGCCUAUGCUAUGGUGAUGGGUGAUGAGAGUCAAAAGUCUGUGUCAGCUAUGAAUGGAAUCUUGGGUGCAAAUCCAAUGUCACAUACAGGCAACUAUGAGUCUGCCUUGUACAGCAGAACAAAUGGUAAUCAAAAGUUUACAAGAAAUUCUCAUUUGUAUUGUGAUGUUUGCAAAAUAAGAGGACACAAUAAGGAUAAUUGUUGGAAAAUAGUGGGAUAUCCCCCUGAAUUCAAGUUCAAAAAAAGGAAAUUAUCUAAAGGUGGAAGUGCAGCUUACAAUGUGAGUGCAAAAGAAAACACUCAAAAUGAGGUACUUCAGGCUGGAAAUGAGCAAUCUGAGUUCAAGUAUGGUUCUGAUACGAAUGUGUUCAGUCAUGGAAAAGGUUCAAGUAGCAUGGAUCAAGUUCAAUCCAAACCAAGUCGAGUUGAGGCUAGUCACUUUACACAAGAUCAAUACAAUCAUAUAAUACAGAUGCUAGCACAACACAGUCCUCAAGUCAACUAG